AUGAGGAGAAAGAUCGAAAUAAAGCUGAUCGAAGACAAGCCAAAACGACACACGACCUUCACAAAACGGCGGCAGGGCCUCAUGAAGAAAACCGAGCAACUCUGCGAGAUUUCCGACUCCCAGGCCGUCGUCAUCGCUUUCUCCGGCACCGGAAACUGCUACUGCCUCGGCCAUCCCCACGCCGACACCGUCUUGGACCGCUACUUCGGAGAAUCCUCUUCCGCCGAUGAGGUGGAGAGGAGGAUCGGCGAUGCGAUGAAGAGCGGGCGUUGGGUGGACGCCGCGACAGGGUUGGAAUUGGAUGAGCUUGAUGAAUUGCUUGCGGAGUUGGAGGAGACGACGCGUAGGGUGGAGGCGCUUGCGGCGGAGUCCGGUUGA
This is a messenger RNA of Salvia splendens (bonfire salvia), 378 nucleotides long. Its product is annotated as agamous-like MADS-box protein AGL28. Gene Ontology annotation, biological process: positive regulation of transcription by RNA polymerase II. The record is from RefSeq and is a predicted model, not a curated record. Bases 1 to 378 code for a protein of 125 amino acids. The transcript has a single exon. NCBI's taxonomy places the organism in Eukaryota, Viridiplantae, Streptophyta, Magnoliopsida, Lamiales, Lamiaceae. Gene Ontology annotation, molecular function: DNA-binding transcription factor activity, RNA polymerase II-specific; protein dimerization activity; RNA polymerase II cis-regulatory region sequence-specific DNA binding.